UAAUUAUUCUGCAGUAGAAACUUCGUGAGCCGACGAGACGGUGGCGGUUGAUAUUUAAAACGCGUUCGAAAAUAAAGUACGUAUGCAUAUCGGCGAUAUUACGUACAUAGUCAUAUCAUUUCAAAUAAACCGCCAAUAAUUUAAUUCAUCCGCCAAGGCUGACCACCGCGUAAAGUUAUUGAAUGUUUCUGCAGCGCAACUAAAAACAUUAACGUCGUAUACUCGUUCCAAGACGGAGGCAACAGGCGCUUCGGUGAUGCAAUAAUAUUAUUCGAAGUGUGACGUGUGUAGUUAUGGAAAUUGUUCUCUGAAUUUUCCCGAAAAAUAAUCUAUAAAAUCUACAACGCCGAGACAUGGAGAGAAAAAGCGUUAUCAGUGAGGUGUGGGGAUUCACCUUCGUCCUCGUCGCUUUCGCGUUAUUAAAAAUUUCCUCGGCUGAUCCGCCGCCAGUUUUAUCCACACCGCGAGGGCAACUUCAAGGUGUUGUUUCCCAGGCGGAAAAUGGAAGAUCUUUCUACUCAUUCCUUGGAAUUUCUUACGCCAGACCGCCGAUUGGACAGCUCAGAUUUGCACCUCCGGUGGAAACGCCCAAGUGGAGGGGAAUCUACGACGCUACUCGGGAUGGUUCUCCCUGUUCGCAAAGAGACGUCCUUGGGGAACCGAUGCUCCUCCUUGGAUCGGAAGACUGUCUCUACCUCAAUGUUUACACUCCGACGCUGCCUUCCCACCCUGAUCACUAUUCACUUCCGGUUAUGAUUUGGAUACACGGAGGAUCGUGGCUAUGGUGGAGCGGGACCAGGCAGCAUUUCAAUCCAAAUCGUCUCAUGAACAAGGAUCUAAUUUUGGUCACGAUAAAUUAUCGACUGGGUUGGCUCGGAUUCCUGAGCACCGAGGACACCGUUGUCCCGGGCAACAACGGGCUGAAGGAUCAAGCGAUGGCUAUUAAAUGGGUCAGCGAAAAUAUCGCGUCCUUCGGCGGUGAUCCUCGAAGGAUUACGUUGGCUGGUCAAGACGCCGGAGCGGCGAGCGCCCAUCUUCACAUGGUUUCACCCUUGACGAAGGACUUGAUAUCUGGCGUGAUCGCCCAGAGCGGUAGCGCAUUUUCACCUUCCACGAUCUCCUAUAAAGGCGAGGCCUUGAACAAGGCAAAACUUUUGGCCGAAGUUAACGCCUGUCCGAUAUCUUCGAAUCCCGAAAUGAUCGAAUGUCUGCGAAAACUGGACGUCGAACAAAUCACGACUUCCGAUGCCAUUUUGAACGUUUGGAACGGACAACCAGCUACGCCGUUGAGGGCUGUAGUCGAGGGAACCGUCGAGGGCGCUUUUCUCGUCGAUCAUCCGGAAAAUAUAGUCGAAAAUGGGAACCAGGCGAACGUUUCGAUGAUGAUCGGAACCACGCGUGACGAUGGCGCAGCGAUUACCUCGCCAAUGAUGUUCGGCCCUCUGACACUUUCGCAAAUUGACGAAGAUUACCGGACAGCUUUUCCGGCUAUUUUUGUCUACGAACAAUACUUCUCCGACCAAGUGAAAAACGAAACUUCCGAUGCCAUCAAAAAUCGGUACUUCGGGAACCGUCCCAUAAACGUCUACUCCGUUUCGGAGUUGCAAAGGGCAGCUACCACCAGACUGUUCAAAAGACCGGUAAAUUGGAUUGCGGAAAAACAACGCAUCAACAACACGAUGUACCUUUAUCAGUUGAAUUACAGAGGAAGCUUGUCGUUCUCCCAGAUAUUAGGGGCCGGGGUUCUGGACAUGGGUGUUUGUCACAACGACGAUCUUCUCUAUCUUUUCGAUUUCAAAACUCUGUUCAGAAGAUCGAUCGGUAUGACGGAAGAGGAGAGAAUAAUGAAGGAGUCAAUUACCGAACUUUGGUACAACUUUGUGGCUACCGGAAAUCCAACUCCGAUAACCAGCGAACUAUUGCCGAACACUUGGUACCCCAUCGAAAAGACCGGUCACCAUUUCAACACGUACCACAUAAACGGGCCACAAAAUUUCAUGGUUUUGCAACGAAACAGGGAAGCAGCCAGCGAUCCUGAUGACGUAUUUUGGGAAAGUCUUCCCAUUGCUCAUAAUCCGAGUAAAGAUUUAUUCCCCAAGGUUACGAAAUCCUCCUGGAAAACUUACAUAAAAAAUGCAUUCGCCAAAAUCAAGAGCGGAAUAAAAAAACUUUUCGGUCGAUCGUAGAUAAUAAGUAUAGUAAUUAGCUAUUUCCAGAUCCCUUCUGUAAAAAAAAAAACAACUUUAAAAAUAAAUGUAUGUACAUGAAAAGAAAA
This is a messenger RNA of Athalia rosae (coleseed sawfly), 2275 nucleotides long. RefSeq names its product esterase E4. The transcript is spliced from 10 exons. NCBI's taxonomy places the organism in Eukaryota, Metazoa, Arthropoda, Insecta, Hymenoptera, Athaliidae. Bases 354 to 2186 code for a protein of 610 amino acids. The record is from RefSeq and is a predicted model, not a curated record.